Cloeon dipterum is the source of this 2537-nucleotide messenger RNA. RefSeq names its product E3 ubiquitin-protein ligase RNF10. NCBI's taxonomy places the organism in Eukaryota, Metazoa, Arthropoda, Insecta, Ephemeroptera, Baetidae. Gene Ontology annotation, molecular function: transcription cis-regulatory region binding; metal ion binding. Bases 324 to 2312 code for a protein of 662 amino acids. The record is from RefSeq and is a predicted model, not a curated record. The transcript is spliced from 10 exons. Gene Ontology annotation, biological process: positive regulation of transcription by RNA polymerase II.
GGCGAAUGCACGAACAAUAAUAAUCAUUUUCUUUCAACAUCGCAGCGCCAUUUUCGGGAUAGACAGCCCGCAGAAGAUCGGUCCGAAAAUCUGCAGCUUUUUCGCCGUGACGCACGGUGACCAAGCUGCUCGGCACUCGCCAAUCGUCCUCCGAGUUCUCCACUUCGCAUCCCCCUGCACAGCACCGAGCGCAUUAGCCGAAUCACGCUGUUUUCUCCCUACGAGUGUUUGACCAUGGCCUGCUGAAAACAUGUCUGUCCCGAAAUCGAGCACUCGUUCUCCACGCGGAGGGGUCUUCUCCAGCACUCGCAGCACCGUCGUGCAUGUCAACAGACUCGACAAUGGAACUCAAGCCGGCAUCUGCACCCCGUGCCAGCCAGUUCGCAGGGCGGCAGGCCGCCGCUAACUCAAAAAACAAGCAGCCUCAAGAUGCAGUCACUGCUAGCAAGGGCCAGCAGCGAGGGGGGCGCGGCCGGCGCGAGGGCAGUGUCCCGCAGCUGCUGCAGCAGCAACCGCAAGCUGCCGCCAAACGGGGCAAGGCUCACGACAAGAGACCAAGACCCCGCGGCCAGUAUCAUGAGGGUGGAAAGGAGGAUUCCCAGGUAGGGGACCACGCGGCUGAGUAUGAGUCGGUCCUGUCCGGAAGGAAGAAGGUCAACCUGAAUCACCUUCUCAAUUUCCACUAUGGCCCCAAGGUGGGCACGGCGGGGGCUGGCAGUCCCCCGGGCUAUAAGAACUGGCAGCACGCCCCGCAGCGCCACAGAUUCAACAAGGAGCAAUUCUUGCAAGCAAACUGCCAGUUUGUAGUCAAGUCUGGUGCUGACUACUCAAGGUACUUGAACGACCCAGACACCUUGGUACAGUGGGAUGCAAUCGAACAGAUUCGGAUUCACAGCUCAGAAAAGCUCUCCUGUCCAAUCUGCCUGUACCAGCCGAAAGCCGCGCGCAUCACCAAGUGCGGCCACAUCUUCUGCUGGCCCUGCGUCCUCCAUUACUUGGCCCUGGGAGAAAAGUCUUGGCGCAAGUGCCCCAUUUGUUACGAAUCCAUUUACAAAGAUGACCUGAAAAGUGUCAUUGCUCUUCAUCAUGAAGACUUAAAGGUGGGAGACAUUGUCACUUUGAAACUGAUGAAGCGAGAGAAAGGAUCGUUGAUUGUCAAGCCAGUUGAGAACAAAGUCCAGUCAGGUGAAGAGCCAGUAGAUCCGCAGCAGUGCAAAUUGGUGAAGGCAUCUCCUUUGGAAAUCCUCGCCAUUCUGCAGCAAGAGACAGACGAGUUGAAGGAACGCCUGCUGGAAGAGCAGGGUGACCCUGAGAUUUGCUUCACAGAGCAAGCAUUUGAUUUGCUCGAGCAGCGCAAGACCUUUGUAUCCUCUAAUGUUUCAUUAAAUGAGGAGGAGGCUGUUGCCGCGGAUGCUGAAAACUGUAACUAUCUAGAUGAAAGUGCCAAGGUACCAAAAAAUGAAAGUUUAGCAGAGGAGACAAAGAAGACAUUCUACUUCUAUCAAGCUGAUGAUGGACAGCAUGUUUACCUGCACGCGCUGAACGUACACAUGAUUGAACACACGCAUGGUGAGCUGGAGCAUUGCCCAACCACGAUCAGGGGCCGCAUUGUGGAGAAAGAAGCCGUCUCGAUGAGCGCCGAGCUGCGGCAGCGGCUGCGCUGUCUGCAGCACCUGCCACUCACCUGCCAGUUUGAGGUGGUUGAGCUGGAAUUGCGGCCGCCGGCCGUCUCCAGGCCGACGCUGCACCACUAUCGCGAGCAAUUGGAAGCACGUCGCAAGCAGCGUCAGCGCAGAGCUCGUGAAGAGAUCAAGCUAGCCAAGCGAAUUUCAGAAGAGGAGAACCGCCUCCUCGGCAAGUUCCCACUGCCCAGCGCCUCCAUCGAGUCCUACCAGCACUUCCCUGAGUGCGGCGGAGGCGUCAGCUACACGGCAGCGGCCGCUGAGCAGCCGCUUGAAGAGAUCAUGCAGGAACUAACUGUUGACCCUAGCAACAGCUACACAGGCCCUUCUUUUUCUAGGAUGCUGCAGGAGGGCAAAGGUCAUGGACCACCCGCACGGGCUCCAAAAAUGUCGACAUCCUGUUCUGCUCCAAACUUCCCAACUCUAGCAGCCCCAACGGAGGAAGACGCUGAAGCAUGUCUGCCCGCCCCUUCUUUCUCAAAGAGUUUUGGAGACGCCUUCGCCAUGGCGUUGAUGAAAGCUGAAAACUCGAAUGGAGAUGGUCCUGAAGAUGAGGGCCAGGGUCGGAAGAAGAAAAAGAACAAGAAGAAACUACUGUUUUCAACCAGCAUGGCUUGCAACUCCAAGUGAUUUUAAUUUAGUUUCCCUUUUUGUAGCGUAGGAUUGUUUCUAUACAUUUUUCAAUACAUUUAAGUUGGGGCAAAUACGUUCAUAUUAUCCAGUUACUGACCAUAAAUAUAGCACCAACGUGCUUUAUUGGGAUUACUUUUUACCUUGAAAAUUCAAGAUUAUGUUGAUUUUCUAGUACUGCUGUGAAAAUUUAUGAAGUUCAAAUAAAAUUGGCUUGAGAAAUUA